Messenger RNA from Ochlerotatus camptorhynchus, 2842 nucleotides. RefSeq names its product aminopeptidase N-like. Lineage: Eukaryota; Metazoa; Arthropoda; Insecta; Diptera; Culicidae. Gene Ontology annotation, cellular component: cytoplasm. The coding region runs from base 61 to 2772 and encodes 903 amino acids. The transcript has 5 exons. Gene Ontology annotation, biological process: proteolysis; peptide catabolic process. Gene Ontology annotation, molecular function: peptide binding; metalloaminopeptidase activity; zinc ion binding. The record is from RefSeq and is a predicted model, not a curated record.
UAAGCAGAGAAUUAGUAUAGCUUUGGCCGGGAAGCUAAAGCGUGUGCGGUUAGGCUUACCAUGAAGUGGAAGACAUUUUACUUGACGGUGGCAAUUCUAGCCUCUAUGUCUAUUUGCAAGGCAUUUGAAAGCUUCCGUUUGCCAAAUUCCACGAUUCCAACGCAUUACGAUCUUUUUAUUGAUACUGAAAUUCACAACGACAACUUGGACUACAAUGGAACAGUGAAGAUAAGCAUAAACGUUCUGGAAGAUACCAAGCAAAUUAUUUUGCAUAGUUCGCGAAGUACCUUGGUGGAGCUUGUGCUUAAGGAUGACAAUCAGCUACCCAUUACGGUGAUAAAUCAUGAGUUCGAAAUUGAAAAGGAAUUCCUCAUUGUGCAUGUUGCUAGUGCUCUCAAGAAUGGCAGUAGAGUAGUACUGGAAAUCGAUUUCUUGAACAGUAUAAACAGAACCGAUCAAGCUGGGUUCUAUCGAACGUCGUAUAACGACGACAACGGCACGCUCAAAUACGCCGGUCUCACGCAGUUUCAAGCCUGUGAAGCCAGAUCUUCUUUUCCGUGCUACGAUGAACCGGGCAUCAAAGCCACAUUUGAUGUACGAAUCACAUGCGGAGUAGACUACCACGCCCGAUCGAAUGCCGAGAUUGCCAGUGUUGCCAUACUACCAGCAGGCAAGAAGCUUGUUACUUUCCAGAGAACACCCCCGAUGCAAACCUACUUGCUCGCUUUUCUGGUGUCGGACUUUGCGGUGAAGCGGGACUUAGCCAACUCCACGAAGAAGAUUACCGUGCAAUCAAUGGUCCGUCCGACGCAUGCCGAUCAACUGCUGUUCUCUCUGGAUGCCUCCGUCAAGUUGAUAGAUGAGUUGCAAAAGUACUUUGAUCAUCCGUACGAGCUGAGUAAAAUCGACAGUGUCGGUAUCCGUAAUAAUGACUUCGCUGCAGGUGCUAUGGAAAAUUGGGGUCUUGUUACGUACCUGGAGGCGUAUUUUUUGAUCAGUGAUUCUUCCAAUGACAACAACAGGCGAUCGGUAACUACGGUUAUAGCGCACGAGUUUGCACACCAGUUCUUUGGGAAUUUAUUGGCACCGAAGUGGUGGUCUUAUCUCUGGCUUAAUGAAGGAUUCGCCACACUCUAUGAAUACUAUCUGAGUGAUCGAACGCAUCCGGAGCUGAAGAUUAAGCAACUCUUCUCCAGUGGAGCACUACAGUCAGCCCUCCAAGCGGACGGCAGUGCAACCGUCCGCUCGAUGACACAUUACGUGGAAACUGUUCCCGAAAUCGAUCGUCUUUUUGAUCGAAUCGCGUAUGACAAAUCUGGAAGCGUUCUCAGGAUGAUGCAAUACGCAUUAGGAGAGCAAACUUUCCUCAAGGGUCUUAGACAUUACAUAAAGCAGAAUCAAAAUUCGGUCGUUGAACCCCAAGACCUCUUCGACAGCCUUCAGAAAGCAGCCACCGAUGAUCAAGUACUUCCACCGGACUCUUCAAUGACCCACAUCUUGGCAUCAUGGUCAAAUCAGCCUGGCGUACCGGUGGUGAGCGUAAGGCGAACACCCGGAUCGGAUGACGUCAUUUUCGAUCAAAAGCGAUUCUUCACGUCAGCUCAACCUCCGGAAAAUAACCAAACGUGGUGGAUCCCAAUUUUCCUAUACACCAACAGCAGUGGCGGAUCCAACGAAAAAACUUCCUUAUUCUGGAUGCCCCAAGGAACAAAAGAAGUAACCCACAAUAUUCCAACCCAAGAAGAUGAUGUAUUCCUCAUAAAUCCUGCUCAAACCGGGUAUUACCGCGUAAACUACGACCAACAAACAUGGAAAACGAUUGCAGCGACUUUGAAAUCUAACCCAAACUUGAUAGAUGCAAUAUCUACGGGACAGUUAAUCGACGACUCUAUGAAUCUUGCUCAUGCUGGACUCCUAGACCACAGCACUGCUUUCCAGAUCCUUGACCAUCUGCGCAAUAAUACCCAGUACCUUCCGUGGAAGUCUGCCUAUCGAAACAUUCUACAGCUGGAGAAAAUGCUCACGAUUGAUCCCGAGGCCCUCGAUAUGUUACGUAAAUAUCUGCUCGAACUGACUUACGAACUGUACGAGACAUAUGGCUCUGAAAAACGCAAAGUCGAACACACCGAUUAUUACGACGCUCAGUUGAUUGCGAUUGAUCUCUCCUGUCGCAUAGGACAGCAAGAAUGUCUGGAUCAAGCCAUCUCCAAGUUGAACAUUUUACAGCAGAGAACGAUGCUGACGAUACGAUCCGAGGCUGAACAGCGGCUGUAUUGCCACGCACUGCGAAGUGCGAGACAAAAUGCGGUAGAUAGGUUUACGGAAGCACUUGAAACGGAGGAGAAUUCACAGGGAAGGAAGUACCUGAUAGAAUCGUUAGCUUGUGUUGGUACUCGAAAAGAGCUGGACCGGGUGAUGGCGAUCCUGGUGGGGGAAAUUGGAAUCAAAAGUGAGAUGGCACGAUUUUUGGAGAUAUCAGCAGAACAUGGCUCGGUUGGGUUUGAAGCAGUCGUUGAUUUUUUGACCCGCGAAAAAGACCAGGUGGAUGACAUCUUUGGCAGCAAACGCAGCAUGGAGAAGUUGUUGUACAAUCUUGCAAAUCGUGUCGUUGACCAACUGAAUGCCGGUCGGUUGCGCCAGAUGAUGAAAGUGCUGCAAAUUCCAGCCGACUUUGAGACCAUCAUCAACCACCAACUGAACGAGCAAAUCCUUUGGCAGGAGCGCAACUUGCCUUUGAUUCGACAAACGCUGCAACAGUACACAUACCAGUAAGUAGUGCAGUUGUAAUUAGUCUGAGAAUAAAGCUAAUGGAAAAUGCCGCGGUUAAUGUGGCGAAUAUCGA